GUAUUGUAAGAUCCCGAAGUUUAGACUCCCCUUUGAAUGUUAUUUUAACUGGAUUUUAUUACUAUGAUACUAUUCAAGAAUUAAAUUUACUUGAAGAUAAGGAUGUAAUUACCUUGAACGAUGUUGUUCAUUUUGAUACCCUUGAUCCUAACAAUUUACCUGUGUUCCCAAUAUUAAUUAACAUGAUAGCGUUAGUACAAGAAGAUUUGGAAAUCGAUAACGAAGAUAUAGUCAUUAAUGUUUUGACUAAGAAUUAUGUUGACCAAGGUUAUAAUAAUCUUAAAUUAAUGUGUUAUCAUCCUACCUCUGCGCAAUAUUUGACGAAUACAACAGCUAUUAUAAAGAAAGAUUCUGUAAUCUAUGUUAAUAGAGAGCUCAUGAUUACUGAUGAUGAUAACAUAGAAUCAAAAGAUCAAAAUGAUACAAAUCAGCAAAAUGCCCUCACCAUUGCUCAAACUAUAGCCACAAGAGUCAAAGGAAGCACCCGAUGUAAAAAAACUGCACCUAACCUUAAACCGUAUCUUAAAACCAAUUCUUGCCCGAAAGUUACUGAUUUGGCGAAUGACCUUUUAAACAAACCUUCAAAUUCAAGCACACCUAAUCAAACUGUUACUGAAUAG
Molecule: messenger RNA, 620 nt
Organism: Dentiscutata erythropus
Lineage: Eukaryota; Fungi; Glomeromycota; Glomeromycetes; Diversisporales; Gigasporaceae
Source: the annotation of a GenBank genome assembly